Messenger RNA from Aquila chrysaetos chrysaetos, 6923 nucleotides. It is a transcript of the gene B3GALT5, whose product is annotated as beta-1,3-galactosyltransferase 5. The record is from RefSeq and is a predicted model, not a curated record. The transcript has 3 exons. NCBI's taxonomy places the organism in Eukaryota, Metazoa, Chordata, Aves, Accipitriformes, Accipitridae. Gene Ontology annotation, cellular component: membrane. Bases 1602 to 2651 code for a protein of 349 amino acids. Gene Ontology annotation, molecular function: N-acetyl-beta-D-glucosaminide beta-(1,3)-galactosyltransferase activity.
CUCUCUCUCUCUCUUCCACAGCCCCUACACCUCAUCCUUUUAAACGUAAACCGAUGACCAAGUCUGAGACUAGGAGUGGAUCUCGCCGCCCCGGGCUCCUCUGUGAGAAGGAGUCCAGAAAGCAAGGGGGUCUGCUCUGAACCUCGUGACUCAACGGGAGGGCUCUCCUUCUGACACAGUUUCAUGUUCCUUUUUCUGCUUCUUUUUCUACACCUCCCUUCUCUUUUCAAACAGCAGCUUAAUGACAUGAUGCAAGGUUCAUAUUGAUAAGUUCACUUGUACUUGGACAAGGUCAGCUAGGUUGAAUGAAUGUUGAUUGUUGUUUAAACUCCCCUGGUGUCGUUUCACCUUAAUUCUGACAAAGAAAAGCCAUGAACCUGAGUCACUCUAACCUUGGGACAUGACGAUGUCAUCUUUGAGAGCUCCAAGCUGGCCGCUGCUCCUCUGAAAUGCUUGUAUUUAGGAAAAAAUAAAUGUUUCCUGCUGUACUUGACAUUUUCUUAUUAUCUAUGCAUGUUUAAUCCCUCUUUGUGUCCUGCUGAGCUUCUGAGAAAGCAAUUUAGAGGCUUUAUUCCAAGGAAAAUCAAAAGUUAGCAGGUAUAAUUAGUACUUAUACCAGGGCACAUGUUACCUUUGAUUAUUAGGAAAGGAAAAUGGGAAUAUCGCUGCUGACCUUAACUGUGCAGUAUUUGAGGACGUAACUCCUGUUUACGCACUUAGGUCACACCUCUGCUUUUGGUCUGCCUUGUCGCAGCUGCUUGUGUGUCUGUUGACAAAGCGGCAACUCUUGCAGAUGGUCAGAAGAACUUUGGUCAUUUGCAGUUCACGUCAUUCCCUGGCUGAUGUGUGUGACCUCAAUGCAAAGCCAAUGCCAAUCGUCCACUGAACUCAGUGGCAUGACUGUAGCUUUGCCCCAGAAAAAUUAAGAAAACUUUAUUUCUUUAAAUUGAUAUUUUGAAUCUGUUUCUCAGGGGGACUCUAGACCUACUUACCUCUCUCUGCCUCAGGGCAAAUUGCUUUUCCUGAUCUAUGUGGCUUUAUAGUCUUGCUCUCUUGGUGCUGUUUAGAUAAUUAUUAACAGACCUAAAGGAGGUGUCAGAUGAAUUUUGAUGUAAUAACUAGGCCUUAUCACAGGAGUUACCAUGGCCCUACCACCGUGCAAUAUGAAGGAGUAACACAAGGGUCAGCGGUGUGAACAGAGAGACACUAGAGCCAAUCUGCUUACCAUGGCAGAACACAGGAGGAAGUUCAUGCCACUGGUGGAAAUCAGCACUUGCAAAGUAGAGGGCUGCAGUUCGACUGAUUUGGAUCACAGACCUUGACUACCUUCUUUUCUUCAUGUGUUCAUUUCAGGCGUGUGUGAGAGGAGCGCCAGGCUGCAGGCUCCUGUAGCCCACGUUGUUUGGGUCCCAGGCUUUUGUGUGAACCUCGUUUGGAUCUGCGCAGAGCCAUGAGACACCGUGCCAGUCAGGUUAAACAAACAACUCUCUAGGACACGAAGCAGCUAACGCAACGACAAAUAUGUGACUCAUAGCCCCUCCAGCAAAAAGAUCGGGAGAAGUUUCUGGGUUGCUGCAAGAGCCCCACAGGACGCAAAGAAGAUGAAGAUGGGAGGAACCUGGCUGGGUCUGUCAGCUGGACAGCACUUGCUGGCUCUGGGACAGAGGCACUUUUCAAACAAAUGGAGAAACAUGAUGGAUUUCAGAAAAUUCAGGCUGUUUGUUUGCCUCAUAGGACUCAGCUGUGCUAGCUUCUGGGUUUUUUACAACAAUUUGACUGAAUUCUGCAUAUUCUGUGAAAACAGCCAGGAUUACAUAUUCCCCAUAGAGACUUUUAGGAGAAUCGGAGGAAACUUCUUGCAGCUCCCGGAUAUAGACUGCCAUAAGAACCCUCCUUUCCUCGUCCUGCUUGUGACAUCCUCGUACCACAACCUUAAUGCAAGGAUGGCAAUCCGGCAAACCUGGGGGAAGGAGAGAACAGUCGCCGGCAAGCGCCUGGUGACAUGCUUCCUCCUGGGAAGCACUGUGAAUCUCAGCCAGCAGGCUGAUAUUGCUGCUGAAAGCCAGCAGUUUAAAGACAUUAUUCAAAAGAAUUUUACUGACACGUAUUACAAUUUGACUUUGAAGACCAUGAUGGGAAUUGAAUGGAUUCACAGAUUUUGUUACCAGUCCAGCUUUGUGAUGAAGACCGACACAGAUGUGUUUGUCAAUGUUUUUUACCUCACUGAGCUUCUUCUAAGGAAAAAAAGGACCACUAGGUUCUUCACAGGCUUUUUAAAACUGCAUGAAUACCCCAUACGGACAAGAGGGAGUAAGUGGUAUGUGAGUAGAGAAGAGUAUCCGGAAAAGACCUACCCACCGUUUUGUUCCGGGACUGGCUAUGUUUUAUCCACCGAUGUUGCUAGUCAGAUCUAUAAUGUUUCAGAGAGUGUUUCGUUCAUUAAACUGGAGGAUGUAUUCAUAGGACUGUGCCUUGCCAAAUUAAAAAUUCGGCUGGAGGAGCUUCAUUCAGAGCAGACGUUUUUUCCAGAAAGGAUUAGGUUCUCUGUUUCUCGCUUUAAGAAAAUUGUGAUGUGCCAUGAAGUAGAACCAUCUGAGCAGCUGAGCUACUGGAAUCACUUAGUGACAGAAAAUCACGGAGGAAGGCUCUAGCACCUUCCCUGCUUGAAUUAACAAACUGAAAUGCUCUGCAUUUACAGGGCUGCCCUUGACUCCAGCAAAACUCCCAAUUAACUGUAGAUCCAUCACAUUAAAGACAUUUUUAAUGGUUAUUUUAAACUCUAUUUCUGCUCAAGAACGUGCAAACCUCUUUUGCUCCCAUUCACUCCCACCUCUGUAUAUCCCUUCUCUACAUGUUGCAACUAUUAUUUUUAUCUGAAAGUUGCAGGCCUGCAAACCUGCCCUCCAGAUCUUGCUGUUACAGGACUGGGAACAUUUCUGCAGUGCCAACCUAAAAGUGAAAGUACUUUUGUUCAGAGAAGAAAAUUUGCACCGUCUUCCUGGUCCCCUUUGGUAGAUUACUGAAUUUGCAGCCAUCUGUGCAGGCAUUCGAGAACAGGUAGCUGUCAGGAUGUUCCCCUGCUGGCAUAGGGAACUGCAGCCCUGCCCUUGCAGCCAGCUCUGUGUGGGCAGAACUGCAUGCUGGCACAGACCCCUCCAUCAGUCUACACAAUUUUUUUUGCAGAGAUGGAAGAAUUUGCCCAUGCAGCGCUCUUGGGACAACCUUUGGUACUGCAGGUCACCUGGUGAAUGUGUAAGGCUACUGCAACUCUUUCCCUAUAUAUGCCUCCUCCUGAAAAUGAUACGUGGUAGAGCCAGAUCCAUGCUCAGUGGAGAGUGUCCUUGUCUUUCUUCUGAAAUACACCCCGGAGACAUCUUUUACAUUUGUGCCUCACUUUGAUUGUUUGCAAGCUGCUGUAAAUGGUUUGCCAAGGCUAAACAAGAGUCACUUACACUGAGCUAAACAGUACAUCUGAUUUAGACAUUUUUCCCUAUGAGGAACUGGGUGUGUAAGGGAGAAGGCAGGAGGAUUUUUCUCUUUUAAACAAGACCUAGUGGGAAAAUAUACCCAAGUAAUCAUUCAGGCUCGGAGCCUCCUUUCUUAUUUCAUUACCAAGUAAAGACUCAUUAAAUCACUAGGAUGUUUGUAGGUUUCAGAGAUAAGGAAUUGAGUCUUUAGAGUAGAUGCUGUUAAAAAUACAUUUGGGCUAUGGGAAGGGAGAAAGGAGUUCAUAAAAUCAUGCCUUAUGCAAUACUCCUGUUUGAUUUACUUUCACACAAAGAAAAGGCCAGUUUUAUCAGCAAAGAAGUAUUGAAUGCCUAUACUAUGUGUGAAAUGAAUUUUUCAGAGAGCAGCAAAAGCAGGGCUGCUCCCUAGGGGAAGAUAAGCCAGGAGCUGAGGGGAUCCAACAGCCAGGAGGGCUCAGCCCCAGACACUCAUGCGAGGGAGCAGUUCAGACCGACAGAUAGUGGCCAUGUCCAACCAAGAGUCCCGAUCAUAAGGCAGUAUCAUGGUGAUGAGGUAGGUUUGAGGUCAAGCCAGCGAUGGCCGGGCCCUGGUGAUGACAGGUGGGGGUCAGGAUCGGGCCCAGUGAGGGGACCCAGGGCCAGACACUGCACCGGGAUAGCAGGGCAGGGCAUUGGGGAUGGGGACGUAUACUGAAUGUGGUAAAAAACAUGGAGGAAAGACAGGGAAACAUGUUUUAUUACUUUGGGGUUAUUUGUUUUUUAUUAUUUCUUUUCUUUUUAUUGAAGUUUGUGAGGAUUGUCCAAGGGUCUCUUUUUACUUGCCUGUGUCUGAAGAGCAGGAUAAAUAUUUUCAGCAGGAAUACGCCGCAUCCUGAAAAGUGUUUAAUAAUGGUAAUAAUAUAUUAUUUAUUUUCUUCUGAUGUAGAGUAACCUGAGCUCAUGCACUUAUUUUUGAACAACUGAUGAUGAAAGAAACAAUGUUUAUUUGGUAGAAUAAGUUUCCCAUUCAGAAAAUAGGUGCAUAUAUGGUGUUUGCAGGGAUAUGGCUGUCCAGGCGGUCGGGUGGGUAACCAAGGAGGUGUUUGCCUUUCCCUAGCCCAUACCCUGUGCCAGGGGGUGGGCAGCCCAGCUCUGGGUUGAACAGCAUCUUUCUGCCUCCCAUGCCAACUUUGCAGGCGUAUUUGCCCUUGGACUCAAAGCCCUGCUGUAGCACAUCUGCUUUUGUUGUUGCCUUCGGUAGGUGCAAUGGGUCAGACUGAUAAAGCCUAGCAACAGCAUUUUAAUCACUAUUCUUUCCAUGUAACCUGCAGAAAUGUCUUUUUGCCAUUCAUUGCUAUUUUACCCAAGGUGCAAGCUGGCUAUUGCUUUAAUUUAUGGAAAGAUGUUGAGCAUAAAGGAAUGCUUCCUGGCCUCUUCUAGCUCCCUCUUUUGUGGGGUAGACGGUCUCUGAGCUGGGACAGCAUAAUGCAGCGUAAUGUUCAUCCUCACUUCUUCUUGUUCUGAGAGAAAUAAUCCUGCAGUCCCUUGUGGGUCUCACUUCCACCUCUGUGCCUGAUGCCAACCUUAUCUUAGCUGGCAGGACCAGUCCAGCUGUGCAGUACCAGGGAGCCUGUAUCUCAGCAGAAUAGCUAUUCUUUUACGUACAGAUGUGUUGACUUGUUCACCUCCACUAGGUGUUGAAAUCCAAGUAGUAUGGUGGCACGUGGCUCCUGGGAUGGUGCAGCUGCUGGUCUUCUGUCAGGCUGAGUUCGUGGCCAAAGGGUGAAGUCUCCCAUUAGGGAACAGUAUUUUGGGUUGCUUCCCUGAACAGUGGCUGCUUGUGAGUGGCACUAAAAUAUGUCUUACCUGAGCAGUUUGUAGCUUUGUAUCAUCAUAAAAAAAGUUACCCUUGAGGGGCAAGUUCUGCUAGACUUCCUGACUGUGGCUUUUAUUUUAGGUCAGGAGUGUUCCUAAUUACUUGAACAUACCUACUGACUGGGAAGGUGGUGCUAUUCUUUGUUAAUCACAUUUGCAGAUGCUACCACUAUAUUUUUGGGGCUAAAUUCACAGCUACCAUGGAAUUGGGAAUGAGUUCCUCAGGCAUGUUUUAAGAAACCAUCCCAUUCUGGAUACUGUUUCCAGGGAGUCUACUUGUAACUCAGUAGCUCAUGCAAGAUGCCUCUCUUUAUUACUGUAUUUGAAAUAUUUUGCCCCCACUGAAUAUAUGCUGUUAAGUGUCUAAUGGCCUGCCUAUCAUCUGAAGCAUUUGGGUUAUCACUGCUAAAUCUCUGAUGAGGAGGAAAUAAGUACAGCUUGAAAUGUUAUGGAUUCAGAUAGACUGUUCCUCUCCUUUUUGCAAAUUAGCUUCCCAAGUGAAUGCUUUAGCUUGCUGCACAUUAUUUUCCUCAACAUAUGAUUUUCUUUGUGCUCGCAUAAAUUAGAAAUUGAUUUCAUAAUUCUCUCCAUUCAGUAGGCUGCUUUGAAUAAGAAUAUAGUAAAUGAAUAAUUAAUUACUUAAAAUAUAAAGUUAUCCUGCUGGAAAAGGUGAUUUAAGAAAAGUAGAUGAUUGCAUGUAAGGCAAAUUCAUUUAUUUAAACAAAGCCACUGUGCUAAUCAGUUUAUAUGUAUCAGCUAAAUGAAAUUAGCUUUUGCAGCUUAGGCCUCAGAUCAUGACUUUUAACACAAUCAAAAGAUACUAGUGGCCUUCUGCCAAAUUAUGUGUAUUUUCGUACAAAAGACCAUCACAAAAAGAUUGGAAAUAUAACUAGAACUGUAAACACAAUACUGCAGUGUACAUAUACUUAUUUUUAAAAUUUUGUAUAGGCUAAUAAAAGAAUUUAGGUAAUUUUGGGGCAGUUUAUCUGUAAAAGUAGUGCACUAUCCUACAUUUUUAUGCUUUCUGGGUCAGAUGAUCACUGUAUCAGUUUUUUACGAAUAGCUUUGAAAAGUUACUCUGAAAAGUUACUCCAUUGCUUCUCAUUUAGUAGGAAGGAGUGUAAAAAUCAGCAGAGCUGAUAGUGUCUUAGAGCUGGUUAGAGUUGUGCAUUUCAGCAUACUCUUUCUUCCAACACAAGGUCAGUUUUUGAAUAUAGAAAAAUGAAUGCAUUUUUCACAAAUCUAACUCAUCAGCUAACACAUUCUUAGUUUAGGUUAGGAGUUUCAAAAAUGUCCAUGAAGCGUUUGGUCACACAUCUCAUCUGGUUCGGUAUUACUGAGGAGGUAUAACCCUUCUAGGCACUUUCGAGAAUACAGAUUUUUGUAAUGAAACAUUUGCCUUACAUAAAAGCUGAAUGGAACACAAGGGCUAACUGUCUGCAAUGGAUCUGUCAGGAAUGCUGCUCUUCUUGGAUUUUUGCGGGUUACUAUAUAAUGUAAAUAUAAAAUGCGUGACAAUAUUUGCAUUAUUUGCAUAGAACAUGAGAAUGUUGAGCUAGCUAUUCAAUGUAUGAUAUUUUAGUAAAGUAUUUUGUUACCACA